Molecule: messenger RNA, 2531 nt
Organism: Spirodela intermedia
Lineage: Eukaryota; Viridiplantae; Streptophyta; Magnoliopsida; Alismatales; Araceae
Source: the annotation of a GenBank genome assembly
AUGGAAGGGAGUGAGAGCGAGGCCGUCUUCGACACGUUCAGUCUCAAGCCGCAACUCUUCAUCAACGAAGUGCUGAACAUCGUCGACGAUCUCGUCGAUGACGCCUUCGACUUCUGCAAGGAGUAAUAGAUUCCGAACUUGGCUUAUCAUGCUGCCGUUACUUUUGUUGCUACCGUUUCUAUCGGCAUUACGAGAAAUCUGCAUCGCUGAUACGAGUCGAUGGUGUGCUGAUUCCUCAUAGGCAUGCUUCUGCUCUCGUGAGCGGUGACGGGGACGCAGAUCGGUCCCAGGAACUACUCCGGGUAACUAAUUGUUUCGACCGAGCUCCACCAACUAUCCCUUAACUCUCUGUUUUUAGUGUGGAGUUUUGCUUGCUGGAUCAGGUUCUCGCUCUUUUCUGUCCUGUAUUCUGUAUCUUCCUGUCACAGAGCGUCCUCGUCUGACAGGGCAGGGUCGGUUACAUUUAUGCCAAAGAGCAUCUGUCGAAGGGGCAUAUCUUAGUCCAAAGUUUACGGUCUAAUUAUAAUUUUCCUCUCUGCACAUUUAGACGGAAAGUUGAAAGCUGAGCCUUACGAGCUGGCAUCUGAAAUCAUUUGUCCAGAAAAUUUCGAAACCGAGUCUGCAUUUUUUGGUAGCUACUUCAUUCGGAAUAGGUUUUCUAAAAGAGAGGGAGAAAGAAAAAAUUUCCAGGCCUCGUUUGAGCUUAUACUGAAAAUCAUAAAGUCCAUGGAUCGGGUUGCUACCGUGUCCAAUUUUUUAUUUUUAAGAUGAAAUACUUAUCGUGUGGUGUCAUCAUAUUUCUCAAGUCUUAUGAAAAAUCUGUAAAAAGUUAAAUUUUGGUUUUGUGUUGUACUUCGAUCGCAGGGCAUUUCGUCCCUUCGUCAUAUGACUCAAGCAACCUUGAACAAACGAUUGGGUUUGUGGGAGAGAUAUUGCCUUCUACAUUGUUUCUCUGUCCCCGAGGGAUUCUCAUCUGCCAAAGAUGUAGGUGCUCUGAAUAUUGACUUCAUUGAAAGCACUAUUAACCUUUCUUCUUUUAUUUUGGUUGCAAUCACAUCUUCUAUUCCAUGCUUAUUGAUUGCUUCGGAGCUUCUCUGUGAAUUCUUCAAUUCAGACGCACAGAUGAUGCCCAUUAAUCUUAGUAUUAUACCCUAACGUUAUAAGGAGUAUUCCAUCUCAUUCGAUUUGUCACCAACCGUAGGACAAGGUUUGCAAUGAAAGGGAAACUUUCAAUGAGGAUUUUUUUGGGUGUUUUCAAACUCGCGUACGUUGAUUUGAUUCAUAUCUAGAAAGAACAACGCAAUGACAGACUUGAAAAAUAUCAGAGUUGGAUUGCUGUAUGGUUCUCUGCUGCUUUCUUCUAUCUUUAUUUUUGUCAUGGCUACUUUUCUUCCUUCUCUCCUCUGGAGGAAAGCAGACUGCCCUCUGUUUUAUGUCUUCCACAUAGUUGGAUUGUUUCAUCCUCUUGCCGAUUGUGAUAUUCAACUCUCUUACAUCUGAAUUAUAUUUCUCUAUUGCAUAAUAGUCUUUAGGCUCUGUUUGUGGUUCUGGCUCGUACCGAUAAAAGGGGGCAUUUCUGCCAAUUCAACAGAAGUUGGGUUGAAAUUGCUCAUGACAUUAAUAUGAGCCGGACAUCUUCUAAUUUAUGACACUUUUCUGAACCUAGAUUUUCAGGAUAAAAAAUAAAAUUCCUUGGAUUUCAUUAAUUUUUAACCUACCUCUCUAUUCUCCACGUCUGUAUAGUUGCAGUUGCACAUGUAUGCAUGCCUAGACGUGUAACCCGGUUGCUUGCCAGACAUAAAACUGAAGUACGAGAGUCAUCUGGAACAUAGUUUGGUUUUCCCGAAUGGUCGUGGUUUAUGUUUAUAUUUUUGAGACGUGUGUGCAUGCCAAGACGUGUGAGCUAGUUAUCUGCCAGACAGAAAACUGAAGUGUGAGAGUCACCUGGAACAUAGGUUGAUCUUCCCAAAGAGUGUGGUAUGUGUUUACAUUUCUGAAUUCUUUUGCGAGCCUACCAAAUGCUACAAAUUGGCAGAAUUGCAUGUACUAUGUCAUAUGUCAAUAUGUUCCCACGUUCUCUGUGAUUUCCUUCUACAAGCUCAGACGGUUCACUUUUUUUAUUCAAUGUCGUGUUCUUGUGUAGAUAAUUUUACUUUCGAAAGCUAAUUGUAUGCCACAACUUUCAUUUGGUUUUAAGGAUUAAUUUCAUUUGCAUCUAAUAUCUAUUUACUUCAAGUAAAAUUUCCAUCAAAGGGUGAGCCAAAGAGUGGCUUUUCAGAGCUCUUUGGAUUAUUUAUCAUUGAACGAGGAAGGAGCAUGUUUCACUAUAUUCAUAAGUAUAAAAUAUAUCUUUCCAUUAUGCCAUUGACUGUUAAUAAUGAGACCUUAGUCUAGUGUGAUUUAACUUGUUGGUGCUCCACAAUUAUGCUGGAACAAGGAGUUCGGUUGUUUUGAGCAACUUUCUUGUGGUGGUGAUGAGAAAAUUUGCUUGGGUAAUCGACCAGUUAUCACAAUCUGCAUCUCAAACUUGA